UCUGCUAGUUCAGUUGUAAUCUGUCAGCCCGGAGCUAAAAGCACGUACACUGCUGGGCUCCACACUCUUCCGGAAUAGUCUCCUUUGAUGGCUGAAGAAGACCCUCUAAUGUGAUUUCAACUUGGCGCCUGUGAUCAAGGACAGACGCACUGCCCAUGCUGCCACAGUAGAUAAUGCAGUCACUAUGCUACUGAGAGAAGAAUGACAUUUGUCUCAUUUUAAUUCCUGGAGCUGCUUUGGGCAGAGUUCGGGCUUGAUUAAAAAGCUGCUGCUCUGAGCCAAGUUGGUCUUUUUCUCAGCCUGCUCCUUUGCCCUGCCACAGCCUUCGUGUGGAAACUGUUAUGGCACUGGAGGCCAAUUGAGCAAAAGGGGACUGUACUGGUAUUGCUAUACUGGGGGAUUCGACUCUGCUGUGGGAGUGGGGACUGGACCAGUGAAGCAGACCCACAGCAACACACAUCAUGUUGCAGGGACACUAGGAUCCCUGUUUAAGCCCCCUUCUGUGUGGCGCUUGUUUUUUUUUUUUUUUUUUUUUUUUUUUCUUUUCCUGCAAUCUCAUCGAUUUGGAUGGUUGAGCACAAGGGCUACUUUGAAGGAGCCCACCGGUGGCUGUGGUUUGGCCAGAGCUGUCAGACUUCUUGCCAGCUAUUGCUGAUUUAGCACCCCUCUCCACUGGUACCACUGCUGUAGCCCCCUUCACUGUGGUCUCCAGUAUGGUGAGUGGAGACUGGAAGCAUCGCAGGAGUGGAACUGAACCAUCAACACUGGCGUAGUUGGUUCACUUUCCAUCAUUUGUUUUUGCGCUCUGAAGGACUGCAUUCCAGUUUUCAAGGACUUCUUUUUUUCCUCUGUGCCGAAAAAACAAAACACCGCACUCAAGGUCAUUUUUAAAAAAUUGAAACCCCCCCGGAAAGAAGACCGUUCCAGAGAAGGAUGAAGCUGAGGAAACAGGUGACAGUGUGCGGAGGGGCCAUAUUCUGUGUGGCUGUGUUCUCACUGUAUCUGAUGUUGGAUCGAGUCCAACAUGACCCUGCAAGGCGACAGAACGGCGGGAACUUUCCACGGAGCCAAAUCUCGGUCCUGCAGAACCGGAUAGAGCAGCUGGAGCAGCUCCUGGAGGAAAACCACCAAAUCAUCAGCCACAUAAAGGACUCUGUUAUGGAGCUCACAGACACAGGAGCUGUGUCUCCCAGCGGCCACCUGCCAUUCAGAAGUGCCAAUGGAUCCUGGGUCCUACCCUUCGACGGACGCCCCACUUUUCUUGCUGUCAAGCCCCAGGAUUGCCAGUUUGCUGUCGACAGAAGUGGUCAAGCAGACGUUCAGAUGCUGGAUGUUUACAACCUUCUCAAGUUUGACAACCCUGAUGGUGGUGUAUGGAAACAGGGCUUUGACAUUACUUAUGAACCUGAUGAAUGGGACAAUGACCCACUGCAAGUAUUUGUGGUCCCUCACUCCCACAAUGAUCCAGGUUGGAUCAAGACUUUUGACAAGUACUUCACAGACCAGACGCAACAUAUUUUAAACAACAUGGUUGUGAAACUGGCUGAGGAUCCUCGCAGGAAGUUCAUCUGGUCUGAGAUUUCAUUCUUCUCCAAGUGGUGGGAGACUGCAGACAUACACAAACAGGAGGCCAUGCGCAAACUGAUCCUUGGGGGACAGCUCGAGAUUGUGACAGGAGGCUGGGUGAUGACUGAUGAAGCCAACGUUCACUACUUUGCCAUGAUAGACCAGCUCAUUGAGGGGCAUCAGUGGCUGGAGAGAAAUCUAGGUGUAACUCCUCGCAGCGGGUGGGCGGUAGACCCUUUUGGUCACAGUGCCACUAUGCCCUAUCUGCUGAAGAGAGCCAACCUGACCAGCAUGCUUAUCCAGAGGGUCCACUACUCCAUUAAAAAACACUUUGCCUCCACCCGCAGUCUGGAGUUUAUGUGGAGGCAGGCUUGGGACUCUGGAUCAAGCACAGACAUCUUCUGCCACAUGAUGCCGUUCUACAGCUAUGAUGUGCCUCACACAUGUGGGCCUGAUCCCAAAAUCUGCUGCCAGUUCGACUUCAAGAGGUUACCAGGCGGGCGGAUAAAUUGCCCCUGGAAGGUCCCACCAAAAACUGUGGUGGAGGCCAAUGUAGCAGAGAGGGCACACCUGCUCCUGGAUCAGUACCGCAAAAAGUCCAAACUCUACCGCAGCAAGGUGCUUCUCGUUCCUCUGGGAGACGACUUCCGCUAUGACAAGGCCCUGGAGUGGGAUCAGCAGUACAUCAACUACCAGAAACUGUUUGACUACAUGAAUUCUCACCCAGAGAUGCAUGUUCAAGCUCAGUUUGGAACUCUCACUGACUACUUCAGCGCUGUGUACAAAAAACAUGGAGUCGCCCAGGGAUCCAGGCCCGCUGAAUACCCAGUGCUUAGUGGAGAUUUCUUCGCCUACGCAGACCGCGAGGACCACUACUGGACCGGUUACUUCACCUCUCGACCCUUUUACAAGAGCCUGGACCGUGUGAUUGAGUCGCAUCUCAGGGGGGCAGAGAUCCUCUACAGCCUGGCGGUUGCGAACGCUCGGCAUGCAGGGAUGGAAGGGCGCUACCCGGUCUCAGACUAUGCCCUGCUGGUCGACGCGAGACGGUCGGUCGGCCUCUUCCAGCACCACGAUGCCAUUACUGGCACAGCGAAGGAGAACGUCGUCAUCGACUAUGGCACCAAAUUACUGCGUUCGCUUAUCGGCCUGAAGAGAGUAAUCAUCAAUGCUGCUCAUUUCCUGGUGAUGAAGAACAAAGAGUUUUAUCGCUUUUACCAGACGGAGCCCUUCCUGGAGACGGAUGACAGGCGUGCUACUCAAGAUUCUCUGCCUCAGCGCACUUUAAUCGAGCUGGAUCCAGCAGGACCGAGGUACCUGGUUCUGUUCAACCCCAUCGAGCAGGAGCGGCUGUGUGUGGUGACGGUGCUGGUCAACACGGUGAGGGUCCGGGUGCUUACCGAGGACGGGCAGACCCUCCCCGUGCAGCUGAGCGCUCAGUGGAGCUCUGCUAGUCAAAUGAGUGCAGAAGUGUUUGAGGCAACUUUCAUGGUCCGUCUGCCGCCUCUCGGUCUGGCCGUUUUCCACCUCUACGACUCUGCGGAUUCGCCCAUGACGCUCCGCUCCGACACCCUGCUCCGGCUGUCCAGUCGCGGCGUCUCGGCCCGCGCCGCCGACCCGCUUCCUGUGCGCUCCCAGCAGGCCGACUCUCAGACCUUCUACAUCAGCAGUCAGUCCUUGACGCUGGGCUUCUCCGGAACCACCGGCCUGCUGGAGAGCAUCAAGCGCAAAGAUGAUCCCCAAGAAGUGAAGGUUCAGAUGCAGUUCAUGAUCUAUGGCACUCGUCCCUCUAAAGACAAAAGUGGAGCUUACCUCUUCCUGCCAGAUGGGAAAGCAAAGCCCUACAACCAGAAAGAGCCACCUGUGGUACGCGUCGUUGAAGGGCCUCUUUUCUCUGAGGUGGUGGCACAUUACCAACACUUUCAGCAGACCAUCCGCAUUCACAAUGUGCCAGGGGUGGAUGGUUACUCUAUAGACAUCACCACCAUGGUGGACAUCAGAGAUCAGACCAAUAAGGAGCUGGCCAUGCGCCUCGUCACCGACAUCCAGAGCGGAGACGUCUUCUACACAGACCUCAAUGGCUUCCAGAUUCAGCCUCGUCGACUCCACCUGAAGCUUCCCUUGCAGGCCAACUUCUACCCGAUGCCCAGCCAGGCGUACAUCCAGGACAGCCACCACCGGCUCACGCUGCACACAGCUCAGUCGCUGGGUGUGAGCAGCCUGGAGAGUGGCCAGCUUGAAGUGAUUAUGGACCGGCGGCUGAUGCAAGAUGAUAAUCGUGGGCUGGGUCAGGGCCUGAAAGACAACAAGAGGACGGCGAACCGCUUCAGACUGCUGCUGGAGAGGAGAUCCACCGGUAACAAGAUGACGGACAGCGCAACAACUAGCUUCCCGUCUAUACUCAGUCACAUGACCAACGCCUUUCUGAACCACGAGGUCUUGGCGCUGCCCGUUCUGCCCAAAAGACGCGGCAUUCCUCCUCUUCAGACCUUCGCCCCUCUCAAGUCCAUCCUUCCUUGUGACUUCCACAUGCUGAACCUGCGCAGCAUCCAGAGCCAGCAGGACCCCCAGUCUCCGUCUCCGCACACGGCCUUGAUCCUUCACCGCCUGGCGCUGGACUGUGGCCUUGAGGCGCAGAACCUCGGCUUCAACUGCACCACCACACAAGGACAGCUGAGCGUGUCAGGACUGUUCAAGAACCUGGACCUGCAGCUGCUCCAGCCGAUGUCUCUGACCCUGAUGCACUCCAGCACGCCUCUGGCCAACGACUCCACCAUCAGCCUGGAUCCCAUGGAGAUCUCCGCCUUCAAGCUCAAACUGCGCUAAGAGCCGUCCGGACCAAAAGCAAUAAAAACCCACCAGACUCCUUGGACCAAAAAAACCAAGCCGUCGCCGGCCACAGACUGGCAACAGAGGGGUCUGGGUCUCUCUGUUUUGUUAAGCAGAACCACAAACACUUCAGCUCGGAGAGGCAGGGUCCACUGUAACAGGACUGACUGCACAGCAGGGGGCAGGCGAUAGCUGAUACCGAGGACGUCCCGGAGAGCAGCAAAACCCGGGUGAACUCGCAGCUGUUCCAAAAACAAGAAAGACUGCCAGAAUCGUUCAUUAGAUACAGCCGCCGGUUGUCUCUGCAAUCGAAAAUGAGAUCUCUUUUCGUUCUGCUUUGUAAAGACUCGUGUCUUUUUCUAUCUUCGCUCCAUCCUGGACUGAACUACUGAAUGUAAAUAUCCCAAAUGAUGAGGUUGGGGGACGGGGAGGGGGGGCUGGGACUGGUGCCACAUCAGAGUGCAAUUUACAAAGCUUUAUUUGGUGUAUGGGUUUUUACAUUUUUUAUGUACGCAGUGAAGAAGAUCACAGAUCACAGCAAGUAGUCUUUUUGUACCUGUAAUGCUGACUGCAGUUAAUGUCCGUGUGUGUGUUUUUUUUUUUAAGUUGACAGACUCGAAUGCAGCAAAGAGAAUGUGUGGUCUCUUCAUCUUAACUCCGCCGGGAGACCCGAGCUGCGAAUCCUUAAGCUGUCCGAUUUCCAAGAGGUUCCACACCGGUCACUAACGGUGUGAUCGUUAAUCAUACUGGAUGACUGUUUACCUUCUGUUUCCGCCUGUAGAUAGUGCCGAGACUUUCUUUCCCCCCCGUCUUUCUUUGUUCGCCCUCCCCUGAGCUUCCUCUCUCUCUGCUGAUGAGAAAACCGUGGAAGGUUCCGCGCACUUCCGAGCUCCCCGUCGGUCAUUCCUGUGCUUGUACUUCACUGUCGUGAGGGUGGUUUCGUGUACCAUACUGUAUGCAGUAGAAGACUAGGCAAAGACUAUACCUCAUAUAUACCAUACAGCAGAUAUAUCGGUAUGUGUGUGUCUGUAGAAGUACGUUCAUGUGAAUACUUGAGAGUUUGUUUUUGUUUUCAAGGGGGGGAGGGCGGGUUCAAGUGUUUACUAUCAGGGACCAUUCAUGUUGCUGUUGGGUGAAUAUUGUGGUUGUCUGUGUCGAGCAGCGGGUCGCAUCACUUCAGGGGAAGGAGCUUGUUAGUGACUUAAAUCAAAGGGUCGGUUCACUCACAAAUUACACCCAAAUUAUAAAAAAAAAAAUGGUAUGCAAAGUCUAGAAAGAUGGUGUAUUUUUUAUGUUUUGCACAAUAUAAUAAAAGAAAUUAACAAAAUAAUAAAAAAUAAAGGGCAACUUUUAGAAGGCUUGAUAACGUGUCAUCAUGCAGGUACUGCUGGUUCUGAGAAGUCCGUUAUGGUUAGUCUAUGAAAUCACAUCUUUUGUAUCACUUAUUUUGUACUAGAAACAAUCCCAAACCCAGACAUAUCACAUUUCUAAGGAUUUUCAAGAGGACGGUGGCAUAUACACACAUUUUAGAAGCUUAAAAAAAAAAGAAAGAAAAGCGACAAUACUUGGCACAAUUUGCCUAAUAAAUGACAUAACGGUGACAAAUAAAACCAGUAAUUGAUGCCAAAA
Messenger RNA from Stegastes partitus (bicolor damselfish), 6024 nucleotides. It is a transcript of the gene man2a2, whose product is annotated as mannosidase, alpha, class 2A, member 2. The transcript has 23 exons. Gene Ontology annotation, molecular function: alpha-mannosidase activity; carbohydrate binding. Gene Ontology annotation, cellular component: Golgi membrane. The coding region runs from base 934 to 4392 and encodes 1152 amino acids. NCBI's taxonomy places the organism in Eukaryota, Metazoa, Chordata, Actinopteri, Pomacentridae. The record is from RefSeq and is a predicted model, not a curated record. Gene Ontology annotation, biological process: mannose metabolic process; N-glycan processing; protein deglycosylation.